Solea solea (common sole) is the source of this 3587-nucleotide messenger RNA. It is a transcript of the gene sh3d19, whose product is annotated as SH3 domain containing 19. The transcript has 21 exons. Lineage: Eukaryota; Metazoa; Chordata; Actinopteri; Pleuronectiformes; Soleidae. Gene Ontology annotation, molecular function: protein binding. The record is from RefSeq and is a predicted model, not a curated record. Bases 30 to 3242 code for a protein of 1070 amino acids.
UCUAACGUCUGUGUUGUUUGUGAACCUCGAUGGCAGAAGCGCGGAGGCAACAUGACACCGAGGGGGAGCGCAGGGAUCUGCGGGGAGCGAGGAGCAGGAACCAGGCAACAGAUCAGCCUGAAAGAACCAAACGGGAGCAUUUACACCACAGUCAAGGGCCUCUGUCGUCUCUACGAGCUGCGAUCAAACGAACCAGAAGCAACUCUCAGUGUGAACAUUACAGAGACAGAAGACGACCAGAGAUCACCAUCGUCUCAGCAGAACCUCUGGGCAGUAACAGCUGGUUUUCCGGACCCUCUGUGGUUUUCCCCUCUCUUCCUCAACCCAGCUGGUCUUCACAUGUCCAGACUGUCUCCCAGCCUCCACCAUCCUAUGACCAGGUGAUUCAAGAGAAGACACAGGAAAAGCCCACUGCUGCUCCUCGGCAGACCACCGUCAUCUCCACAAGUGCCACACAGACCGACCCUGAGAGGGGAAGCACCACCACCACCACCACCACCACUUUCCCACAGUCAGCUGGGAAAACAUCUGCUGGUAAAAAACCACAAAAACCACCAAGACCAUCCCUGCCCAGACCGGCAGACACAGAGACACUGAGUCCAAGUGUUUCACCUCCUGAUAAGACCGUGAGGACAGACACCACAGUAUCCACACACACCGAGGACCGAAGUGGAUCUAAUGUAACACCAGAGCAACCCAGACGAGCAGAUCCCACUCCAACGUGCAGCAGAUCUGUUACUGUCCGCUGGGACUUUCCAGUCAAUCAUCUCUCUGCACCUGAAACCACUCCCUCUUUACACUCAGAACCUCAGCCACGCCCCGUGCCACUUCCUCGUAGGAAAUACCAAAAGCAUGCAAUAGUAGAGGAGGUCAGAGUUCAGUCUUUGGUGAGUCUCAGUGAAGGUUGUGACCCUGUUCACACCGAUCCAGAGUAUGAAUCCUCAAAUACGUAUUUAAAGGAGUUAUUAGAGGUUUUCAGUGCCAACAACACGUGUGAGGAGAGACGCCACAUUGUCGACCAAUCCGACGAGGACUUCCGAAGUGAAGAUGCUGUUGGCGAGAUGAACACCAGCAGUCAUCGUAAUAUCCAGGCCAGGAUCCAGGCCUUUGAGAGCCAGGCCUGCACCGAGGAGGAAAAUGCAGUGGAACCAGUCAGACCAGAACCCCGACCAAGGAAGGCCACUGUCAAACCUCCAGUCGCUGCUAAACCACCCGUGGCUCUUAAACCUCCGUUUAACCAAAGUGCUGAUGACGACAGUCAAAAUGUCACCUACAUAAAUGUAGGAAACCACACACCGGUCGCGAGGCCUCAGCCCCCGAGGAAACCUGUGGGAAUGUCUAUAAAAGAGGAACUCGAGACUUUACACAGCAAAGGGGCCGUUCCACAGCGGUCACGUCCUCCUGGUUUGAUCAGAGCCAACAGCGUUUAUGAAGAAGAACCUUCACCACUCCCUCCUGUACCUCCAGUGAAGCCUCCUAAAGAGCCACUCAAACCCAACCUGAACAUUAACAACCACAACUCGGCGUCCAUGUUCAACGAGAACGAGUACGAGAACGCUCUUGUGCACCACAUGCCGGUCGAGCCCGAGAGUAACGUGGACACCAAUGGAGCCUCCUUCCCCAGCCAAAGUGUGACGAGGAGGCCGACCACCAUCAGAGUCCCCAGCAGAGCCGUUUCAUUCUCGAAUCAUCAUCAGGACACGGCUCCUCCCCUUCCUGUUCAGAAGCCUGUGGGCUCCCUGAAAACCUCAGCGCCCCUCAGGCAAAGCUCGAUGCCCAUCCUUCCUCCCCAGUUUGGACCCGAGCCAUCGCUUCCACCUCGGAGACAAAGCACCACCAAAACCCUCCCACCUCGUCCUCCUCCAGCCAAACCAGGUCCGGGAAGACCUCCUCCUCCCAGCCUUCAGGCUGCAGGCCAAUCUGUUUCAGUGCCAUGGGAGGUUUCACCUAAACCCCAGAAACAGACGUCCCGCAGGAAGCGACCCGUCUUACCUCCGAGACCCAGCCCAGGCCAUCGUCUCUACAACAAAUACACUCUUGAACUUCCUCAUGGAAUUGCAGCCCUCGACUACAAAGGCAGCAGCACAGGAGAGCUGUCGUUUCAGAAAAACGAAGUGCUUCUUCUGGUAGAGGAGACUGACCAGAAUAUGUUUGAAUGCCAAAUUGGAGACCUCAAAGGCAGAGUCCACAAGUCUCGCAUGAAGGUCAUAACUCCUCUUGCCUCCGAUAUGUCUGCAACGCAGGGUCCUGGACCAAGUGCUUCAGAUGGAGGCAGCAGUGGGCAAAGGAUGCAGGUUAUUUAUGACUUCAGCCCAGAGGGUCCAGGAGAGCUGGGUCUGAAAGCAGGAGACAUUGUGACCAUGGUGGAGCCGGUGGACAGUGAGUGGUGCAGAGGCACUUGUCGCGGAUCUAGCGGGUUCUUUCCUGUCAAUUACGUCAAAGUCUUGUCAGAGUCAACAAAGCCCCUGCCUGAACGGAAACCGAAGCCUCCGUCUGCAGCAGUCAGCGGUCCACGCUGUAAGGCGAGGUUUGACUUUGAGAGCGAGCACAGUGAUGAGCUGUCUUUCACCGAGGGCGACGUGAUCAAGCUGAAGGAGUACUGUGGACAGGACUGGGCUCGGGGACAGAUUGGCGCCAUAUCUGGAAUUUUCCCUCUUAACUUUGUGGAGAUCAUUGAAGAUCUGCCUCCACCUCCAGGUCCGCAGCAGCAGCAGCAGCAGCAGCAGCAGCAGCAGCAGCAGCAGCAGCAGCCGCAGCAGCCGCAUCCAAAGGGCAUAGCACUGCCUGGCAUGGUGCCUUCUUCGACUGCAAAAACGGAGUUUGCCAAACCCUCUAAGGUGUCUCAGUCCAGUGUGGACUGGGCGGUGGCUCGGUACGACUAUGCUGGGAAGUCGGACGAUGACUUGUCCUUUCAGGAGGGCGACCGUAUCCUGGUGACCCAGCGUCUUAAUGCUGAAUGGAGCCGUGGCAGACUCAACGGCAGAGAAGGAAUGUUCCCCGCAGCUUUUGUUGAGAGCAGCACAGCAGGUCAGCAGUCAUCGACUUUACAGCAGAAUGCAGCUGCACCAAGUGGUGACAGAGGCAGGGCUUUAUAUGACUUUACAUCAGACUGCGAUGAAGAGCUCUCUCUGCAGUUUGGGGAUAUUAUAACCAACCUGGAGUCUUUAGAUGAAGAAUGGUUCAUGGGCGAUUUAAGAGGGAAACGGGCCCUGGUCCCGAAAAACUAUUUGCAAAUACUCUGAUCGUUACAAAGGAGGCUUCAAGGACAAAGACCACAUAGGAAGACACUUGGUGGACAUCUUCAAUUGACUGCCUUUGACUAAACUGCACAAUUUUUUCAAUUGAGCAUCAUUUAACCUAGAGCAUUGACUUAAUGAAAAGCUUACUGAAUAACUUAAGUUACAACUGGUUGUAAAUAGUGUGGAUUUGGCUUUAAAAUCAUUGUUUUAACAUUUGCACCAUCUAGUGGUUGUUGCCUUCAUUUCCUUACUUCUACAGUACAAGCACCUACAUUGUACAAAUACUUAAGCUGUUUUGUAACUGCUCUAAUUAUAUGUAAAUAAUAAAUAAAAGAUUGAAGUUGCAAA